AUGCCUGGGACAAAAGAAGCCCUGCAUAGUGUUGUAAUACAACAUAAAAGCAGACUGAGGAAGAAAUUCAAAUUCAUUUGUGAGGGUGAUUCCAAAAUUGAACACAAAACGCUCUUUAACAGCAUUUACACUGGACUAUUUAUCACAGAGAGACAAGGCAGAGGAGACACAGAACUUGACCGUGAACAUGAGGUCCGUCAGAUUCAGAGAAAAUCCAGUGGACACAUCCAAACCUGCACUCCUAUAGACUGCAAUGACAUUUUCAAAGAAGUGUCUAAAAGUAAACUAAGUAUGGAACUUGGAGAAACUGAAGAGGAGGCAAAGGAAGAAGAAGAAAUAAGAACUGUGCUGACUAAAGGCAUUGCUGGCAUUGGGAAAACAGUGUCUGUGCAGAAGUUCAUCUUGGACUGGGCAGAAGGGAAAGCCAACCAGGACAUAGACCUCAUGCUUCUGAUGCCUUUUCGUGAACUAAACGUGGUUGAAGCUGAACACUUCAGUCUCUGUAAACUUAUCUGCAUUUUCAACCCUGAACUUAAAGAGCUAUGUGCAAAUAUGUUUGAAGAAUGUAAAAUUGUGUUUAUUCUUGAUGGCCUAGAUGAGUUUUAUUGUCCACUAAAUUUUCACCAAAAACUGGUGUCAGAUGUUACCGAAAUAUCAUCAGUGGGCGUACUUAUAACAAACUUAAUCAAAGGAAUUCUCCUCCCAUCUUCUCAGCUAUGGAUCACUUCUCGACCAGCAGCAGCUGAUCAGAUCCCGUCUGAGUACAUCAACCGUUUGACAGAAGUUCAAGGAUUCAGUGACUCGCAGAAGGAGGAGUAUUUCAGGAAGAGAAUCCCUAACCAAGAACAAGCCAAGAGAAUUAUCUUGCACAUUAAGUCAUCAAGAAGCCUCCACAUCAUGUGCCACAUUCCAGUCUUCUGCUGGAUCACUGCAAUGUUGCUGCAACAAAUUUUGGAUGAAGACAGUUGUGCAGAAAUCCCUCAAACUCUGACGGAAAUGUACACACACUUCUUGUUUAUUCAGACAAAACGGAAGAACCAGAAGUAUGACAAGCAUGAAGUGAGCGAUCCAAAGAAACUACUGAAAUCUAACAGGAUGAUGCUUCUGAAACUGGCAGAACUGGCUUUCAGACAACUCAUUAAGGGUAAAGUUAUAUUUAGUGAAGAAGACCUGAGUGAGUGUGGCAUUGAUGUCACAGAGGCCUCCAUUUACUCUGGGAUUUGCACUGAGAUCUUUAAAGAAGAAUCUGUGCUUUACCAGAGAAAGGUCUACUGCUUUGUGCAUCUAAGCUUUCAGGAGUUCCUGGCUGCCCUUUAUGUGUUCCACUGCUAUUUAUCCCACAAUAUGGAGGCAUUGCAGUUUUUUUUGCACAACGAGUCAGAUGAGUCAGAUGACCCAGAUGAUGAAAACAGGGCAACACAGUGCAAGACCAUUUCUUUGGAUGAGCUGCUGACAAAAGCAGUGGACAAAGCCUUAAAGAGUCAGAAUGGAAACUUGGAUCUUUUCCUUCGUUUUCUGCUGGGCAUCUCCUUAGAAUCCAAUCACAGAUUUCUGCAAGGACUGUUGAAUGUAACUACAGACAACUCCAAAAGCAUCAAGAAAACCAUCAAGUACAUCCAGAACCAAAUCAAAGGAGACAAUCAGCAGGAGAUGAAGCAGAUGAUGAAAAUGAAGGCAGACAGCUCCAUUAAUCUGUACCUUUGCCUGACAGAAAUGAAGGACCAGUCUUUUCACAGAGAGAUUAAGGAGUAUCUACAAUCUGAAAACAGCUCACAGUAUCUCUCUCCAGCACAGUGCUCAGCAAUGGCCUACAUACUGCAGAUGUCCGAGAUGGUGCAGGACAAGUUUGAACUAAAGAAAUACAACACAUCAGAAGAUGGUUAUAAAAGACUGAUUCCAGCCAUGAGCAACUGCAGGAAGGCUCUGCUAGCUGUCUGUAGUCUCACGGAGCAGUCAUGUGGAACUCUGGCCUCAGCUCUGAAUUCACCUAAUUCACUUACAAAGCUGGAUCUUAGUAACAAUGAUCUACAGGAUUCAGGAUUGGCACAGCUCUCUACCGGACUAAGAAGUUCACACUGUAAACUGCAGAUCCUUCAACUGUCUGGUUGUUUGAUCCAAACAGUAGGUCCUCUGGCAUCAGCUCUGAGCUCAAAUCCUUCACACUUGAAAGAACUGGAUCUGUCCUACAACCACCUAAAAGAAGAAAUGCUGCUUUUUGAUAAACUGCAGGAUCUAUACUGCAUUUGGUUGGAUUAUUGUGAUGAAUGUAGAAUCAGACCGGGACCAAAGAAAUAUGCCCAAAAUCUCACCCUUGAUCCAAACACAGCGCACCCUCGUCUCUCUUUGUCUCAAAGUAACAGAAAGGCAACAUGUGUAGAAGAUGAUCAGCCAUAUCCUGACCAUCCAGAGAGAUUUGAUGGCAGAUUUCAGGUACUCUGCAGAGAGCGUCUAGCUGGACGCUGUUACUGGGAGGCGGAGUGGACAGGGGACAUAGAUAUAGCAGUGACGUAUAAGAAAAUUGAGAGGAAAGGAAGAGGUCGAGCCUGCAGGUUUGGAUACAAUGCAAAUUCUUGGAGAAUAAGCUGCUACACAAACAGGUACACUGUCUGUCAUGAUGAUAUGAGCGCUGAAAUUUUGAAAGUUUCUCACUCUAACAGAGUAGGAGUGUAUCUGGAUUGGUCAGCUGGCACUCUGUCCUUUUACAGCAUCUGUUCCGACACAGACACGCUGACACACUUAUACACAUUUUACUCCACUUUUACCAAACCCGUCUAUGCUGGGUUUGGGUUUGCAUAUAAUUCUUCGGUGCACUUGUGUCAGAUAGAAGAAUAAACACCUGAGGUUUAGGGAAACAUUCCUUUUUAUGUUCAAAAAACCUUCCCUUAUGUACCCUAAAAAAAACCUCACAAAGAUAAUUGUUAGUUAUAUUAUUCACAAUACACAAAUAAUUAUAGUAAUAAUAUUAAAGGUCUCAUUCCAUCAUUUUUAAAUUCAUUUUUAAAUGUCUAGUGCUCAGGUGUUUUGGCCCUGCUUUAUUUCACUAUAUUAGAGGUGUCUGAAUAAAAUCAGCUGUAGUAAAGUUUGCUGUAGCCCGAGUUUAGCUCCACCUUUGGGUGGUCCUGAGCCGAGGUGGGCGAGUCCAUGAACUUACUGGUUGACGUCGAAACCUUAACAUCCCUCUGAUCGACUCGUUUUUCUGAAUAUUUUCUUUUACUAGCUACUGCAGACAAUGGAGACUGAGAAACACUGUUAUGUGCAGCAUGCAUAUACAACUCAGAGAGAUCUAUAGUGUUUUUUAGCAAUAGUAGACCUUAAUACUUUAGCCUACAUGUUGGUCAAAAUGUACCAUUUGAAGCCAUUUGUCAAUGCUGGUUCAAACUGACUAGAACAUAUGUAUGUACUAAUAUCUAAUGUACUAUACAUAAUAAAGUAUAAACAUAUUUACUUUGAAUCACUUUGUUUGAUUCAAUUAAACUUUUACUGAAAGAAAAUUCUUUUUAAGUCUAGUUUAGUCUAGUUUUUGUAGGAUUUUUUGCAAAUCUAAUCCUAAAUUUUACUGUAAAGGCUUUGAAAAGAUGCAAUCUUUCAAGAUGCAAUAAAAAAAAAGAACAUCAGUAUGAGCCCUUUCUUCUGACUUCAUCACAAAAGCAGAGUUUAAUGAAAAGCUCCUCCUAAACAUUAAAUAGAAAUGUGUGGGUAGAUCUAAAACAGGGUUUACAGAAAGAUGGCUUAAGAAUAGUGGACGAUUUGACUAUGUUCACAUUUCCAGGCUGAAGGGACUCAAAUCAGAUUUUUUGCUCACUGUGGCUCAGACCAGAUUUUUUCACUGCUGUGUGAACGCACCUAAUCUGAUUAUUUCAAAUAAGAUUUGAAUCACUUUCAAAUGUGGUCCUUAAUCAGAUAUGUAUCCAAUCCAUAGACAACCAAAUCCGAUCUGAGCAAAAAAUCGGAUUUGAGCAGUGUGGCUUGUAUUGUGAACAUAGCCUUAGGGAUGUUUUGCAACGAAAAGUUUCUGAGAAGCUAAAAUAAAAAAUAACAGCUUUUCUUGACACUUUUUCUUUUCUGUGAUAUAUUUUACAACGAUUACCAGUUAUUGUAUUACCAGUUCUAAAAUGUAAAUAAAUAUUGAU
Molecule: messenger RNA, 4130 nt
Organism: Astyanax mexicanus (Mexican tetra)
Lineage: Eukaryota; Metazoa; Chordata; Actinopteri; Characiformes; Acestrorhamphidae
Product: NLR family CARD domain-containing protein 3-like
Exons: 6
Coding region: 1-2832 (943 amino acids)
Molecular function (GO): protein binding
Source: RefSeq, a predicted model, not a curated record